Molecule: messenger RNA, 402 nt
Organism: Naegleria gruberi
Lineage: Eukaryota; Heterolobosea; Eutetramitea; Acrasida; Naegleriidae
Exons: 1
Coding region: 1-402 (133 amino acids)
Biological process (GO): pseudouridine synthesis
Molecular function (GO): pseudouridine synthase activity; RNA binding
Source: RefSeq, a predicted model, not a curated record
AUGUUACCGAAUGCGGAUUUAUUUCCUCUUCACAGGAUAGAUCGAUUAACUUCUGGAGUUUUAAUUUUGGGAAAGAGCUCAGAAGUUGCUAGGGAUUUCUCAGCCUCAUUAAAAUCCAAACAAGUUGGAAAACAAUACAUUGCUGUGGCUGAAGGAAUAUGUCCAACUGAGGGUUUAUUCAAAGUAGAUUAUCCACUCAUGGAAAUUGAUCCAUUGUUGGGCAUUUGGAGAGCAGUACAUUCUGAGGAAUCGAAAGAAUUUAUCAAGAAACAUUACCUUCAUCACACUCCAUUGGAUUGGAAUAAUGUCAAGGAGGCUGAAACUCUUUUCCAAGUACUUUACAGAGAUUAUGCAAGUAAUAGAACUGUAUUUUUAUGUCAACCAGUAAGUUUUAUUAUCUGA